AUACUCUGUCAAAAACAUCAACUCCAUUCAAUAAGUCAAAUAAAGCUGGAAGCCAGCAAGGAACCCCAUGGGAAACACUGGUUGUAUUUGCUAUGAACCUCAAACAAUUAAAUGUGCAAAUGAAUAUGAGCAACGUAAUGGGCAAUACCACGUGGACCACCAGUGGUUUGAAAAGUCAGGGUCGGCUGUCUGUGGGAAGUAGCAGAGAUCGGGAAAUUAGCAUGUCUGUUGGCUUGGGGAGAUCCCAGCUGGACUCCAGAGGGGGAGUUGUUGGAGGUACCAUAGAUGUUAAUACCCUGGAGAUGGUGGCUCAUAUUUCAGAACAUCCAAACCAACAGCCCAAUCAUAAAAUUCAGAUUACCAUGGGUUCCACUGAAGCACGUGUUGACUAUAUGGGUUCCAGUAUCCUAAUGGGAAUCUUCAGUAAUGCUGAUCUUAAACUACAGGAUGAAUGGAAAAUUAACCUGUAUAACACUUUGGAAUCGAGCAUGACUGAUAAAAGUGAGAUAUUUGUCCAUGGGGACUUGAAAUGGGAUAUCUUCCAAGUGAUGAUUUCAAGAUCGACCACACCAGACCUUAUAAAAAUAGGAAUGAAACUCCAGGAGUUCUUUACUCAGCAGUUUGAUACCAGCAAGAGAGCUCUGUCCACCUGGGGACCUGUUCCUUAUCUCCCUCCCAAGACAAUGGCCAACAACUUGGAGAAAAGCUCACACGAGCAAUUGCUGGAUGCAGCCCAUCAUCGCCACUGGCCAGGAGUUUUGAAAGUGUUGUCUGGGUGCCAUAUAUCCUUAUUUCAGAUGCCACUGCCAGAGGAUGGAAUGCAGUUUGGAGGGUCCAUGAGCCUGCAUGGCAACCAUAUGACGCUGGCUUGUUUUCAUGGGCCAAAUUUCCGUUCCAAAUCAUGGGCUUUAUUUCACCUUGAAGAACCCAAUAUUGCAUUUUGGACAGAAGCCCAGAAAGUUUUGGAAGAUGGUACUAGUGAACACUCCACUUACAUUGUGCAAACCCUGGACUUUCACUUGGGCCAUAACACUAUGGUCACCAAACCCUGUGGAGCUCUGGAAAGCCCCAUGGCCACAAUCACAAAGAUAACACGGCGCCGCCACGAGAAUCCCCCCCAUGGAGUUGCCAGUGUGAAAGAGUGGUUCAAUUAUGUGACAGCCACAAGGAAUGAAGAGUUGAACCUCCUUAGGAAUGUCGAUGCCAACAACCCAGAGAGCAGCACCACAGUGAAAAGCUCAAGCUUGCUAAGUGGCUUCAGAGGUGGCUCCAGUUACAACCAUGAAACUGAAACCAUCUUUGCAUUGCCAAGGAUGCAGCUGGAUUUUAAAUCUAUUCAUGUCCAAGAGCCUCAAGAGCCUUCAUUACAAGAUACAAGUGUCAAACCAAAGGUGGAAUGCAGUGUAGUAACUGAAUUUACAGACCACAUCUGUGUAACUAUGGAUGCUGAACUGAUCAUGUUUCUGCACGACUUGGUGUCUGCUUAUCUAAAAGAAAAAGAAAAAGCGAUUUUCCCUCCUCGCAUUUUGACUGCUCGUCCAGGACAGAAGAACUCAGUUGGUGUUCUUGAAGACAGCUCCACUGACAAGGAGGCAGAGGAAAGCAUUACCUACACUACAGUCGACUGGAGAGAAUUCAUGUGCAAUACUUGGCAUUUGGAACCCACACUGAGAUUAAUCUCCUGGACUGGGAGGAAAAUUGAUCCUGUUGGUGUUGACUACAUCCUCCAAAAGCUUGGCUUUCACCAUGCAAGGACUACUAUCCCUAAGUGGCUGCAGCGUGGUGUCAUGGAUCCUUUGGACAAAGUUUUGUCAGUCCUCAUAAAGAAACUUGGUACUGCACUACAGGAUGAAAAGGAAAAGAAAGGAAAAGACAAAGAAGAAUAUUAGAAACACAAUGUGACAACUGUAACUCCGUUUGAUUUUAUCAAAGUGUUUUAUUAUAUUUUAAGAACUUAAAUAUGGUUUAAAGAGAAACCUAACAGCUUUUUGCUACUCUAUUUAAAACUUACAUUGUGAGUAACUGUUUACCGUGGUACUUGAUACCAUUCUGUAUUUGAGGUUUAUUGCAUGAUGAUGACCAAUGUAUAUUCUGUGAAGGAAUAGCUGGAACACUGUAAAUCUGCUCCUCAGCGUCCACUGUUUUAUUAUGUGCAAUAUGAUCCUGCAUCUUUACAAUACUUGCAGAUUAACUGUGAAUUUUCUUAAGAUUUUAUUUGCCAUAACACAAACCCUUUGUUGAUGUGACCAGUAAUUGAUUUGUCAAUGUAGACUGGUGUAAAUUAUAUAUAUAUAUA
This is a messenger RNA of Acanthisitta chloris (rifleman), 2296 nucleotides long. RefSeq lists its product as uncharacterized. Lineage: Eukaryota; Metazoa; Chordata; Aves; Passeriformes; Acanthisittidae. The record is from RefSeq and is a predicted model, not a curated record. The annotation marks the transcript as partial. Gene Ontology annotation, biological process: synaptic vesicle endocytosis. The transcript is spliced from 10 exons.